GCAGAGCCAAGGAAGAGCAGUGUUGCUGCUGGUAGAGUGAGUUAACUGAAAGGAUGUUGGCAACCAGACUGUCCCGGCCUCUCCUGAGCUUCUCUGUGAAAGCCCUGAAUGUGAAGGACCCAGGGAGUGGCUGCAGGCCUGUGCAAAGGUUUUGCUUCCCUCUCUUGUCCCCCUGCAGCAGCCGCUCUUAUGCAAGUGAAGUGGAUCAGAUUGGCAGCAGAGCUGUGCUUAUAACGGGUUGUGAUUCAGGCUUUGGAUUUGCCCUGGCCAAGCACCUGCAUGCCAAAGGCUUUAUUAUUUAUGCUGGUUGCCUGCAAAAGGACAAGGGAGAGGGUGGCUCCAAGGAGCUCGACGACAUGAAGAGCGAUCGAAUGAGAACUGUCCAACUCAAUGUGUGCGAUAGCAAAGAGGUGGACCGCGCAGUGGAGCACGUGAACAACAGCCUGGAGGAUCCCGAGAAAGGACUCUGGGGGCUGGUUAACAAYGCUGGGAUCUCCACGUUCGGGGAGGUCGAGUUCACCAGCAUGGAUACGUACAUGGAAGUGGCUGAAGUAAACCUGUGGGGGACCGUGCGCACCACCAAGGCCUUCCUGCCGCUCAUCCGCAGAUCAAAAGGUCGUGUGGUGAACAUCAGCAGCAUGAUGGGGCGCAUGGGCAGCCCUGCCCGCUCCCCCUACUGCAUCACCAAGUUCGGUGUGGAAGCCUUCUCCGACUGCCUGCGCUACGAGAUGCAGCCCCAGGGUGUCAUGGUCAGCAUCGUGGAGCCCGGAAACUUCAUCGCUGCCACGAACCUGUACAGCCCCGAGCGCAUCAAAGCCAUAGCUGACAAGAUGUGGGACGAGCUCCCCGAGAUCGUGCGCAAGGACUAUGGCAGGAAGUACUUCGACGAGCAGGUGAGCAAGAUGGAGACGUACUGCAACAGCGGCUCCACCGACACGUCGCCCGUCAUCGAGAGCGUCGCCCACGCGCUCACCGCCACGGCGCCCUACACCCGCUACCACCCCAUGGAUUACUACUGGUGGCUGCGCAUGCAGAUCAUGACGCACAUGCCGGCGGCCAUCUCCGACCGCCUCUACGUCUAUUGAGGCCUCACACUCCUGGGCUACCAAGGUGGGAAACCUGCUUGAGAGAGAGCAUUGUACACAGUUCCUAUUAGCCAUUUUUUAAUUUUUCUAACCUCAAUUCAGAGUACUGUAUUUUAGCUCUAAAGGGUUCCUUUAAACAUCUGACAUAACCUAAGGGGCAGUAAUUCACAAGGGAUACUUUGUGGGCAGGAAUAUAUUAUAUUUGUGCACGAACAUUGUUUCCUUGCUAUUUAUUUCAUGUAAUCUUUUUUGUUUUCCACCUCAGCUGUCAAGUUAAAAUCAUUAUUUAAAUUGUGAUUGCUCCAAAGUGCUUUCAUAACAAUUUUUGCCAGUGAUUGUACACAGUCUUUAGAAUUCCUGCCUAGGAUGCAGCCUUCACUCCAUAAAGCAGAGUCCUCUGUUUUGUAGCAGUGAAACGUUACCUCCUGAUGCGUCCAAUAGACUUUGCCAAGGCUGCUGACAGAAGCCUGAGGUAGAGCAGAAGCUCCUUUAAUUCAAGGUUCAGAACUGCAAACAUAGAGUGCUGCAGCUGAGCAAAUGACCCCGUCCUUUCCUGUCUUUGAGUUUUACCCAGUAAAUUUAAAUGGACGAGGAAGCGCUCYGCUUCUCUGCGUGAUUGCUUGCAACAAGGUAGUGAACCAGGGACUCAAUCCUGCAGACCUUUCUCACAGGYGUUUCUUACUCAUCCGAGCAUUCCCAUGCGUGUGAGCAGCUUUACCCACAGCACUGCAGGCAGCAGGGUUGGCCCGUAGUGACAUUUCUCUUCUCUUCAACAGUAAUUGAACCUCAGCUCCAGGUUUAGUUUGGAAUAGGGUUUCACUCCAGUUUCUAUAACUUGUGAGGAUCACAGCUGGCCACAGGGAAGCCAGGAGCAUUAUGGUCACAUUCACAAACACCAUUCUGACCAGGGACCUCCAAGUUACUACUCCAUGAAGUAUUUGUACAGCACCUUGCACAGAAGGGCCUUAAUCCUACCUGGGGCCUCUAGACAGUAUUGCAGUGCAGGUGAUAGAAUCUGUCAUUGAAGGAGUCAUUGAGCCAAAACGCACAAAACCUGGUAUCAAUCUAACAGAAUGUCCAUAGCACAGUAAAACUAACCUCCAGAGCAAUUUAAUUUCCAUGCUGGGUAUGUUUACAUGUCUGAGAAUUAUUUGUUUUGUACUGUAAGAAAAGAAAAAAAAAACA
Molecule: messenger RNA, 2270 nt
Organism: Nothoprocta perdicaria
Lineage: Eukaryota; Metazoa; Chordata; Aves; Tinamiformes; Tinamidae
Product: D-beta-hydroxybutyrate dehydrogenase, mitochondrial
Exons: 6
Coding region: 54-1085 (343 amino acids)
Molecular function (GO): oxidoreductase activity
Source: RefSeq, a predicted model, not a curated record